UUUACAAAAUACACAGCAUAUUUUAUUUCUCAAAAUCAAAUAUUCGGAACGGGAAACAAUAAAUCCAAUGAAUGCAUAGAUAUUUAUAUGGAGGGGCCUCAAGAAGUUAAGUUGGCGGACUUGCCAGUUGAGAUCUGGGAGAGGGUCCUUUCCCAUUUGGACGUGAAACAUCAUAAAUUAUUACGGGAAGUAUCAGAUGAGCUAGAAGACAUCAGCAAUUCUUAUGUAUUGCACCGCUACAAGUGCUAUGAGUUAGCCCAUCAGAAAAGUCCAAAAAAUAAGCGCGACUACAAAGCUAGGGUCGUGUUGCAGGUAAUUCGGUACGUGGUUAGCUACUUUACCGAUAAGGACUACGAGUCACAUAUUGUCCUCAGCUUGUUGACCCUCCAAGGUGAGGAAUACGCGGUGAGAGCUCAGCUAAAAAAAUUUCUUGUUAAUUUUCUGUUCCGUUUGGAGAGCCCAUUGAAUGAUUUUACUGCUGAGGGCAAGAAACAACUUCAACUCAGACGCCUCCAUUAUACAAUGGCAUUAAUCAGACUGCUGCGACAAUUUCGAAAUUUCCGGAUCAUAGGCAUUGGCAUGCCCCUGUUGCACUGGAUUUUGGAGAUAGAGCUGGACAAUACCUUGUUCGGAACCAUUGAAGAGGUCAAGCAAAGUGAGUCCCAGAGACGUGUAUACUUUAUGGUCAUUAUUGCCGAGCUGCUUUUCUACGAGAUGAGACACAAAACUUGUAGCAGAGAGAUGGAUACUGAUGGUACCAUGUACAACUAUGGUAUCCUUUCCGAAUCAACAGCUACACGCACUCCACGGCUACAGAUCAAGUUCGAGGUGCAGGGACCGCAGAGUGUAAUUAAUCUACUGCAUGAUGUCACCACCGGAACAGACGACCCUAGCAAACCUUUUAACAUGCCUCCGGAAUCGGUCUUUACUGCUAACAUCACGGUUAAGAGUUUUCGAGGACCCAACUAUCUGUAUAAUGGCGAUUUUCACAUUAAUAUUUUAAAGUUGUCUGAUCUAUAUGAGUGA
Drosophila takahashii is the source of this 1026-nucleotide messenger RNA. RefSeq lists its product as uncharacterized. Lineage: Eukaryota; Metazoa; Arthropoda; Insecta; Diptera; Drosophilidae. Gene Ontology annotation, molecular function: protein binding. The record is from RefSeq and is a predicted model, not a curated record.